Paecilomyces variotii is the source of this 2889-nucleotide messenger RNA. RefSeq names its product putative histone-lysine N-methyltransferase. Gene Ontology annotation, molecular function: histone H3K36 methyltransferase activity; protein binding. Gene Ontology annotation, biological process: regulation of DNA-templated transcription. The coding region runs from base 93 to 2594 and encodes 833 amino acids. The transcript has 4 exons. Gene Ontology annotation, cellular component: nucleus; chromatin. The record is from RefSeq and is a predicted model, not a curated record. NCBI's taxonomy places the organism in Eukaryota, Fungi, Ascomycota, Eurotiomycetes, Eurotiales, Thermoascaceae.
UCGUCUGAACCUCCAGCAGCAAUUGAGGGUUCCUGCUGCCUGCUGCUAGCAACUCUCGCUCGCGUACACCACCCCACCGGGGAGAAAACGUGAUGGCACGUCGAACUCGAUCGUCCGUCGCGUCUGCCGGCCCUCUUCCCGGCCCAGAGCAGCCCGAACACACUCACGAACUCCCCGAAGACGCCAGCACCGUCGAUUUCUCCGGCCAGCUCCUCACGCCUGAGAACAGCCGCUCCGAAACAUCGAGCAACCAUGAACAACCGCUAGGUGAAGGCGAGGAAAACCCAGCAGGGCGGCGGAGGUCGACACGCGCGAAACGCGCUUCUCUCCGAGCCAUUGAGAGUAUGGAGGAUAUGAAGGAGGAACCACAACAGUAUCCACGCGCGACGGAGCCUGCGUCGGACGUGCAGAGUCGGAGUGUCUCUGGUGAGACGCUGGUUAAUAGUAUUUUGGAGGGCCAUUCCUCGCGCACGACGCUUCUCAGACAUAGUCUCGCGGUUAUGGAGACAACUUCCUGGAGCCAGACUACACUUGAGCGCGAAAGCGGCGAAGAUGCGGCAGAGGUCGAUGCAGGACCAGAUGUGUCGAAGUCGCAGACUCCGGAUCGCAAACAGGAAGAGGAUACCAGUUCGGUGCGGACACUGAGAAAGAGGGACCAGACAGGAAAGGUCAAUGGCAAUUCUUCCAAUAGCGAGAAGCAGACGCCGACUAGGCGGUCGUCACGGCUGAGUCUUCUGGGCAAGGCCACCAAUCUUGUCGACCGCGCCAGCAGCCUGCUGGGCAAGCGGUCGAGAGAUAUGAUGGAUAAAGGAAAGGAAAUUGGUCGCCGCGCAAGCUUGCGCCCGCGAACAGCCAAGGAAGAGCCUGCAGAUUCUACCAGCAGGGACGCACCCGCAGCAAAGAAGAGGCGCGUGUCAGAGAGUGACCUUCCCUCCAAGGCUGCUUCCGACGAGCUAUCUGCUUCAAAGGAACCGCCUACGCCGGAGACACCACCUCGCUACAAGCCGAAGCGCUGGCUUCUCCAUGGUCUCUACACCGGUCAAGAACCAACGACAGAGCCUCCACGAGUCAGCAACUCGAGAGCGAAUAAUGCGCGCAGAAAGAGCAACGGGAAUGCGCAGAAACAACAGCGGAAGCUCCUCCCAAUGCCGAUGUUUGCGGGCGAUAGGCUCCUGAAGAAUGGCAGGGACUUCAAGUUGCCGUUUGAUAUCUUCUCUCCGCUUCCUCCUGGUCAGCCCAAGCCGGAUGAAUGGCGCAAGACCAACAAGAAUGUGUUCGUGGGCGAGGCAGCCAGUAUCUGGAAGGCAAAUAAGCACGUAGAGCUUUCAACUUGCAUGUGUACGCCGGAAACGGGUUGCGACGAGAACUGUCAGAACCGGUAUAUGUUCUACGAAUGCGACGACAGCAAUUGCCGGUUGGGACUGGGCUGUGGAAACCGCAAUUUCGAGGAGCUCAAGCAUCGCACCAAAGCAGGAGGAAAGUACAACAUUGGUGUUGAAGUGAUCAAGACCAUGGACCGCGGAUAUGGAGUGCGCAGCAACCGGUCCUUCGAGCCUAACCAGAUCAUCGUUGAAUAUACCGGCGAGAUUAUUACCCAGUCGGAAUGCGAGAAUCGGAUGAGGACGAUCUACAAGAAUAAUGAGUGCUACUAUCUUAUGUACUUCGAUCAAAACAUGAUUAUCGAUGCCACGCGCGGCUCGAUUGCCCGCUUCGUGAAUCAUUCGUGUGAGCCGAAUUGCAGAAUGGAGAAGUGGACUGUGGCUGGAAAGCCUCGCAUGGCUCUCUUCGCCGGUGACCGGGGCAUCAUGACUGGGGAGGAGUUAACCUACGACUAUAACUUUGAUCCUUUCUCGCAGAAGAACGUCCAAGAGUGCCGUUGCGGCGCAUCAACCUGCCGCGGCGUGUUGGGACCCCGGCCCAAGGACCAACGUCCUAAAGAGCCCAAGAUGGACGACAAGAAGAAAUCCAAGACCAAGGCUCGUAAGGGAGGCAAGUCGACGCUGGCAGGGACCAAGCGCAAGCUGGAAAGUGUGCUAGACGAAUCAACUUCACGUCUGAACAAGAAACGUAAACUUCUGACCCCAAAGUCGAUCAAAGCCGGUGUCAAAAAGGCAGUCUCCAAGGCGCGCACUUCAGUCUCCGGUAAAGGUCGGGCCACUACACAGGCUAAAAGCACUACCACAAAAAAGACAGUCAAGAAGGUGGCUGCGAAGAGUGCGAGAUCCAAACUCAAGCCGAAGAUGAAGACGACGAAGACCGGAGCGAAAACCGUGGCAAAACCAAAGGCCAAGGCCACUGUAUACCGAUUGAAUUCGAAGGCGACCUCGCGCGCUCCCUCCGUCAGAAAAGCGAGCAACUCUAGCAACAAAUCGGCCAGCACAUCGAAAGCAAAGGCUAGUCCAAACAAGAGGUCAACACCAACUAAAGGUGCUAAAGCCAGCCCAAAACGGGCGACCAAAGCCACGAAAGAAACCAAGAAAAGCCCAACCAAGACGGUCAGCCGUCGAGGCUCAGUCAAGGAUGCCGCUAAGAGUGUUGUUCGGACGGUGAAGAGGGCCAGCAAGGCGUCGACUAAGAGCGCGAAGAUUGUCUAAAGCAACUCGAUAUCGAGGCUGAUACUUCUCGCGUCCUAAUCAGGCUCAACUUCGCAUUUCUCCUUCCUCUCAGCGCCGACUGGACGCUUUGCUCACACGCUGCAUGUUACGCAUAAUUAUUGCUUACGUAGCUCCUACUGUCCUCGAUUUAGUCUCGUUUCUGCGUUCUUCAUCUACCACGUACGUCUCAGGAGGGUGUGCAACAGGAGUUCCGGCUGGGUCCUACGGCGUUCGAACCUCGAUCUUGUACCACUGGAUUUAGUGAUUCUUUUCUUCAGUACCACUAUCAAUAUUC